AUGGCGGCCCCGGGCGGGCCCCUCGGCGGGGCCGGACCCCUGGCUCUGCUCCUGGUCCUCCUGCUCCUCGGACCUGGGCUCGGGGAGGAGGUGCAGCGAGGGUGGACGGCCCCCUCCAGCCUCCAUCUCCCUCCAACAAGUGGCCCCCAGGGUCCUGGUCCCAGCCCGCUGAGCCUGCCAUCCGGCGGGGCUAUGACACCCUUCUGGGUCUCUGGACCCCGCAGGACGGCAAGAGAGCCCUCUUUGCUGACCACUGUUGUCCGCAGGGACCUCUACGCUCCGUCAGCAAUAACCAAAUCACCAGCCCCCAGCACCCAGCUACCCAAAAGUCCAGAAUGUGGCCAGCGGCGCAUGAGGAUAGUUGGUGGACUUCCCGCUGCAGAGAAGAAGUGGCCCUGGCAGGUAAGCCUGCAGGUCCAAGAUAAACACAUAUGUGGAGCCUCCCUCAUCGACCACCAGUGGGUGCUGACCGCGGCCCACUGCAUAUACGGCCACUUGGAAUACACAGCGAAGCUGGGAGACAUACAUUUGCAUCAUCAAUCAGCAACGGCUGCAGUAGUCCCCAUCCGAGACAUCGUUAUCCACAAAGAUUAUACCACUAUUGGAGAAAUCACAAACGAUAUUGCCCUCGCUCUGCUCGACUUCCCAGUGAAUUACUCCUCUUACAUCCAGCCUGUAUGUCUCCCGGAAAAGACUUUCCAGGUGCAAGCUGAUACGCGCUGCUGGGUGACCGGAUGGGGCAAAUUAUAUGAAAAUGAUAAAUCAAAGCAAGCACCUCUCAUACUUCAGGAAACUGAUCUGAACAUUAUUCGCUACAAGGAAUGUAACAAGAUUCUCAAGAAGUACCUGUCCAGUUCUUCGGAUGUUGUUAGGGAAGGGGUCGUCUGUGGCUAUAACAACCAAGGAAAGGAUUCCUGCCAGGGAGAUUCUGGGGGACCCCUGGUCUGUGAGUUUAACAAAACUUGGAUGCAAGUGGGGAUAGUGAGCUGGGGCAUCGGCUGCGGUCGGAGUGGAAUUCCUGGAGUUUACACAGAAAUUAGUUACUACAAAGAGUGGCUCUUCCAUCAGUUUAAUCUGUCUUCCUCUGUGGACCCGGAAGUCUUUCUCAUCCUGCUCCUGUCUCUGGUGCUGCCUCUGAACAUCCUAUCCUGA
Molecule: messenger RNA, 1152 nt
Organism: Elephantulus edwardii (Cape elephant shrew)
Lineage: Eukaryota; Metazoa; Chordata; Mammalia; Macroscelidea; Macroscelididae
Gene: PRSS44
Product: protease, serine, 44
Exons: 5
Coding region: 1-1152 (383 amino acids)
Biological process (GO): proteolysis
Molecular function (GO): serine-type endopeptidase activity
Source: RefSeq, a predicted model, not a curated record